Molecule: messenger RNA, 5367 nt
Organism: Myxocyprinus asiaticus (Chinese sucker)
Lineage: Eukaryota; Metazoa; Chordata; Actinopteri; Cypriniformes; Catostomidae
Product: SH3 domain-binding protein 5-like
Exons: 7
Coding region: 43-1455 (470 amino acids)
Biological process (GO): intracellular signal transduction; negative regulation of protein tyrosine kinase activity
Cellular component (GO): cytoplasm
Molecular function (GO): protein kinase inhibitor activity
Source: RefSeq, a predicted model, not a curated record
CGGAAAUGUGCUUCCACAGGGGUCCUGUAAACAACAAUAGAAAUGCCACGGAUGGAACCGGGGCGGCAGCGUGAGAACCCCCCCGGAUCCGGGGAGCCCGAGACAGGGGAGUGGAGAGAGGAGACCACCGGGGUGGAGGCUGGAGAGAGGGACGCCACCCUGAAAAACAGAAGUGGGGAUGGAGGGAACGAAGAGAUAAAGAGCAAACCCGAUAAUAGUGAGAUGGUGGAGAAAGAUAAGGCUGAGUAUGAUGAAGAAGUGGAGCGAUAUGAGGAAGAAUUGGACCCUAGGAUUCAGGAGGAGCUGGAGCACUUGAAUCAGGCCAGCGAUGAGAUCAACAGACUGGAACUACAGCUGGAUGAGGCGAGAUCCAGCUACAGGAGGAUUCUUACAGACUCCGCACGCAAACUCAAUGCUCAGGGUUCUCAACUGGGGGCCUGCAUCGAGAAAGCCAGGCCCUACUACGAAGCCCGAAGACUUGCCAAAGAGGCUCAACAGGAGACCCAGAAGGCAGCACUGAGGUACGAGAGAGCUGUCUCAAUGCACACAGCUGCCAGAGAAAUGGUUUAUGUAGCUGAGCAAGGUUUAUUGGCUGACAGGAAUACAUUGGACCCUACCUGGCAGGAAAUGCUAAACCACGCCACAGCCAAGGUGAAUGAGGCAGAAGAGGAGCGUUUGAGAAGUGAGAGAGAGCAUCAGCGUGUCACUCAGCUCUGUCAGGAAGCAGAAGCUCGUGUUCAGACCCUGCAGAAAGCUCUCAAGAGGGUCAUUAUCAAGUCCAAGCCUUACUUUGAGCUCAAGGCUCAGUUCAACCAUAUCUUAGAGGAGCACAAGUCUAAAGUCGUCCAACUGGAGGAACGUGUGGCAAAAGUGAAGACCCGUUACUCAGUCGCCCUGCGCAACCUUGAGCAGAUCAGUGAGCAGAUCCAUGCACAAAGGGGGCGUGUCCGUGCUGUCAGAGAACGCAACAGAGCCCGUGGCGGGCGAAGCUCUCCGGUGGGGGCAGAAUCUGAAGGUGUAAUCCAAGCUGGGGCGUAUGGGGGUGUGAUUCCCAAUCCUUUAAUGGAUAAUGACUGGGCGGAUCAGGAGAAGACCAGGCAGUGGGUGGAGAAACACAGGGAGGCGGGGUGGGGCCAGAGAGAGAGGGUAGAUAAGGCGGGCUCAGACUCCAUGUCAGUCAUUAGCCUGCAAACCAUUGCCUCCGACCUGGAGAAGUUUGAUUCGGUGGAGCACCUGGGUGACCUGAGUGACGUUGGGAGUAUAAUAGAGGAGAAAGAGGUGGAGAGUGAGAGAGGAUUUAGGGCAGAAGACAGAAUAGUAGCAAGAGAAGUGGCAAACCUCUCGAGACAGGAUAGAGGGGAUGCAGAGAAGGGUGCCACAGGGACUGACAGACAGCAAAGAGACAAAGAAAGGGAGAGUUUUGUGAAGCAGCACCACAGAAGUGUUAGUUUGUGAUAAAACAAGAAGUUGCCUGUUUCUCCACCCCAAACCUGGAGUGCUAAACUUUGCCUGCAGGCUUUCAGGCAAACUUCUCAACUGAUUACAGAUCAUGAAUAAGAUCUGAAACACUUUGUAGAACUUUUACGUAAAGAUGAAUUGUAUAAUUUCUGCACCACUGUGCCAUCAAAUAGAAUAGAGUGCAACAGCUGUCUUGGUUCCAGAAGUAAUUUUCUCCAUAGGGAUUUCCUUAAAUUCUUCAUUAAAAAGUUCUGAGCCAUGAACCAAACCAACUACAGGUAGCUCUGAGGUGAAUCACAACAUUACAAACUUUGAUUUGAAGCAAGAGGAAUUUGAAAAUCGGUGUACGGUGUAAAAGACUGUUAACUUAUCGUCUUUCAUAGGGGAAUGAACUACAGUCCCAUGAAGCAUUGCAAAUGAUGGAAUCUAAUUAAAAAGUAUGGAAAAAUAUACUGUUGAUUUAAAGUUGUUGAUUAUAAGUAUAGAAGCAAUAUAUUUUAAGUUUAUUGUGUAUAUUUAGAUAUAUACAAAAACAAAAGUAGUUUGUUACUAUGUCAUUCACAGUGCGUCAUAGAAGUGGUUGGUCGCUGCAGAGUUCAUUUGGUGCCAUUUUGUUUGCUGUGAUUCUCUGAUUGGUGGAUAUUUCUUUAGGAUUAUGGGUAGUGUAGUUCAUCAGGAUUUUUUCAGAAAUUCCGCUGUUAAACACAGUUUGUUUUCAAAGUUGGAAUAAUGCGGACUGAUGGCUUCGACAGAAGCAUUUACCAUUGGUCAACAACCUUGAAGCUCAUGGUAGGUCUGUCUUCAAAGGUUUAUUGUUAAACAUCAAUUCAACUGAAGUCUGUACUUGCACACACCACAAGCAAAGCUGUUGAAACCUAUGAGAGAUGUCUGAAGAGAUGGAGCCAUCACCUGCUAAGAAAAGUAGAAGUGGAGAAAAGAAAAAAGAUAAUGAAGAAAGCAGGUUUGCUGUGAAAGAUAUUUCAUUUACAGUUAUGCAUUUGGCAGACACUUUUAUCCAAAGGGGCUUACAGUGCACUUAUUACAGGGACAAUGCCCCCGGAGCAACCUGGAGUUAAGUGCCUUGCUCAAGGACACAAUGGUGGUGGCUGUGGGGAUCAAACCGGCAACCUUCUGCUUACCAGUUCUGCGUUUUAGCCCACUACGCCACCACAACUCCAAGAUAUCCUUGGUCCACUGGACUGAACCAAACAGCUGAAGUAGACCUAGCUUGUUUUAAGCCAGAUAUCUUUUGCUUCACUUUGUAAAGUGGGUAGGCACCUUAGUGAAGGAGCCUAUGGACAUGUGUGUGAUGACCAAUGGAAAUCCUAUGGGCAAAAGGUUGCCAUAAAAUUGACUUCCAGGACGCUGUAAGAUGUUGGUCAUCAUAUGUGCCAGGGUAUACUUUAAAGCUCGAGGUAAUAGACUUGGGCAAAGGUUGUCUUAUUGAUAUUUCUGGCCAUAAAGUGACAAAGAGCGAACCAGAAUGAAAAGAAACCCUAUAGGCUAUAGGCCUGUGGAGCGACAGUUAAAGAGCUGGGAUUUCUGCUGUAUUAAAUGGUGCAAGGACAUCCAUCCCAGGCCACCAUAUCAGAAGAAUUGUCAGAUUCUUGAACUUGUCCCCACUGUGCCCAUGCUGACUGGGCUAAGACAUCCAUCUAGCCCAUGUUUACAUAAAAGAAACAAUGGAAAAAGAGUGCAGACGAACACAAAAACAUGUUAGGUGUGAACGACCCAUUACAUGUUAGAAAAAACUAUUCGUUUAUGGAGAAAGUUUAAGGGAUUUUUUACUUCUGGAACCUCACUAUUGUGCCCUGUUGCAAAGAUUUCCAAACAGGUUUCCUUAAUACUCCACCUAUCUGCCAUUGGUGAAACAAACAGAUAGUCCCAUCCAAAACUAAUGCCAUUGAUUGAGCCAGUGUUGUUUUGUUGUGCUUGUCAUGGCAUUAUUGUAACGCUGAACUAUAGCAGAGGGGUUCAGAUGUUCUUGUGAAAUUAAUGAAUAACAAUGAGGCAGUACAAACAGGCAGGGGGGUGGUAUUCAGCCAGUCCGUUGGGACUUGUAGUUCUCACGCUCUGAUGCUGUCUUUUCUCUUUUAUUGUUUCACUAUCAGCUCUAUCAGGGUAGAAAAGAAAGAAAAGAGAAAAUACAAUGAGAGCAGGAAGAGCAAAUGAAAACAUAUUGAACUCAUUGAAGAUAAAACUCAAAGGUUGUAAGAACAGUAUCAGGUGCAUUGGCCAUUUCCUCUGUGCUGUACUUCCAAGCCCUGCUUAUGUAUGUGAAUUCAGGGGUGUCGUUGCCUCCCUUUGUACAAGUGUAUCUAACUGACAUUCUUUUCUCAUAGAAUUCAUUAUAUUGUGCUUGUUUCCCAUCUCCAGAUCUUUUUCAGCAAAUGUAGGUAUCUGGUAUAUUUUUGUUUGGCUGUAGAUUGGUAUCUCUCUGCUCAUUAUGUGCAGUGUAUACCAGAUGACAUCAUGUUUAAAGUCAACAUGAAAUCAAAAUGGGCCCCAUUUACUUUAUUAAUGCAUGUUGCUGGUCUUAUCAGUGCAUGUUCAAAAGGGAAAAAAGUCAUCAAAAUGUAACCGCUCAGAGCGAACUCUAAUGUCACCACCAUACUCUCUUAUUUUUCAACCCCUCACAUCCAACCACCUGGUUUCUUUCUGGAAUAUAAUAUCCGUUGGAUAAAAUCAAGUACUGUCCUACAUUUUUUCUUGACGAAUAUCCUGUUUCACAUUAAGGAAGUAAAAGGGGUUUCAAAUGCCAUUUCAUGUUGACAUUAAGUUAAUUAAUUUUUGACAUUUAUGAUAUUCUUUAGAUUUAGAGUACUUUUUUUUUAUUUUUUAUAUAUCUGUUUGAGAGAGAACUUGAUUUUAGAUCAGUCCUGUUACAUUUUCAGGUUAAGUCCUUUCACUGAUAAAUGGUACGUUUACAAAAGUGUAAAUCCUGCUAGAUAAAAAAAAAAACAACCAUGGAGAGACUAAAUGAUGUGUGCUUAAAAACUUGGUUUUGCAGAUGUACUUUGAAAAAUCAUGUAAUAUGCUAGCUGUAUGAACAAACCGUGCUGUGGACAGUACAGUAUUGUUUGCAAGUUUACAUCCUAUUUUUUUUUGUUUUUUUUUUUGUAGAUUUUUUUUGUCCACAAACCUUGAAAAUGUAUUCUCCCCCAUCAUACCCUGUACAAAUACCUCACCUCAAAAUGUCCUCAUAGUAAAUAGAAGAUGCUCUAUAGAGAUAUUUCAGUAUGCUGCAGUCUCCUCUCCAUCCAAUAGGUCACAUGAAUUUUGUGUAUAUAUAAGAUGAUGUAUGAUGAAUACAAAUAAUCCUAACGUGACUGAUAAUUUAUUCUGUAAAUGUUAAUUUAUUGCACAGUUAGCUAUAUUAAAAUUUGAAUUUAACAACUACACUUUUCAUUGUUUCACUUGUUGUUUUGGGUAUCAUAAAUGAGAGCAGUUAUCACAACCUAAAGAGAUUUUACUUGAUGUAACUAGAUUUGUUAACUUUAUUUUACAAUGUCCAUGUUGUACAUAUUACUUGUUACUAUAGUAAUGGUAAUAUGUAAGUACUAGCGGUUCUCUGUUUAUUAGGAUUACUUCUUAAUUAUUUAUCUAAUAGUGAAUACACUAUAUCUUGAACACUGUAAAAUAUAGUAUGGCCAUAGAUUUUGAAAGAAAAUAGGAGUGGUGCUUGUCUGUGAAAAACUGUGGCUGUGGCUGUGCCUGUUUUGGGCAGGGCAUUGCUAUGUGGUUGCUAGGGUGUUGCUUUCUGGCCCAAGACAAAAGAACCCACCCCCUAGUCUCUAUGGCAGGGGUCGGCAACCUUGUUGACAUGGAUUGCCAUUUUUUAUUUUCCUGGUCAAUGGCUGUGCCGUUUUAUGUAAUUUUGAGUGUGACUAUGGUUUAAGGAGGGUGGAC